UCACGAGAGAAGAAAUGGAGAUCGUUGCCAAUCUCUGUAAGAAACAUGAUGUGAUCUGUAUCGCUGACGAAGUCUAUGAGAUGUUCACAUAUUCUGACCAAGAGCAUAUCAAAAUGGCUACCCUCCCCGGCAUGUGGGAACGAACGGUUACCGUUGGAAGCGUCGGAAAACUGUUUGGCAUGACAGCCUGGGCGACAGGGUAUGUCAUUGGACCGGAGCACCUGAUUGAAAAAUAUCUACAGCGGGUCGUCAUACCCAUGAACACUGUUUUACAGGACGUAUACGCCCAGGCCUACCGCCAUGAACUGAACCGCCUCGACCAACCAAACUGUUUUUUCAAAGCACUACCAAGAGAAUUGAAGGCCAAGCGUGACCAAGUGAUGCAUAUCAUGUCGGGAAUUGGGCUCGAGCCUAUUGCACCUGAGGGUGGAUACUUUAUAUUCGCCGAUGUUUCCAAGUUCGACGACCAAUACUGUCAGGCUUCCGGAGACAAGGCGUCCAACUUUGCCUUAUGGCUCUGCAAGGAGAAGGGCAUUGGCGUAGCCCCAGCAUCAGUAUUCUACAGCACGGCGAACUCACAUCUUGGAGAAAACUAUAUUAGGAUCUGCUUUGUCAAGAGUGAGGCUACCCUCAAUAUCGCCGAAGACAGAUUAAAAGGCGUAAAGGUAUCAAGGAACAAUGACGAGAUUUGCAACGUUUUGGCCAAUGGCAAAGGCGGUUUGGCCAAUUGUAAAGAUGAUUUAGUCAAUGGCAAAGAAGAUUUGACCAAUAGCAAAGACGGUUAGGCCAAUGGCAAAAACGGUUUGGCCAAUGGCAAAGAAGAUUUGGCCAAUGGCAAAGACGGUUUGGUCAAUAGCAAAGACGAUUUGACCAAUGGCAAAGAAGAUUUGGCCAAUGGCAAAGACGGUUUCGCCAAUGGCAAAGAAGAUUUGGCCAAUGGCAAAGACGAUUUGGCAAAGU
Lineus longissimus is the source of this 960-nucleotide messenger RNA. Its product is annotated as kynurenine--oxoglutarate transaminase 3-like. Gene Ontology annotation, biological process: biosynthetic process. The record is from RefSeq and is a predicted model, not a curated record. NCBI's taxonomy places the organism in Eukaryota, Metazoa, Nemertea, Pilidiophora, Heteronemertea, Lineidae. The coding region runs from base 15 to 785 and encodes 256 amino acids. Gene Ontology annotation, cellular component: cytoplasm; mitochondrion. The transcript is spliced from 6 exons. Gene Ontology annotation, molecular function: L-kynurenine:2-oxoglutarate transaminase activity; pyridoxal phosphate binding.